This is a messenger RNA of Phytophthora nicotianae INRA-310, 1758 nucleotides long. RefSeq lists its product as hypothetical. The record is from RefSeq and is a predicted model, not a curated record. The coding region runs from base 1 to 1758 and encodes 585 amino acids. The transcript is spliced from 2 exons. NCBI's taxonomy places the organism in Eukaryota, Oomycota, Peronosporomycetes, Peronosporales, Peronosporaceae.
AUGCAGAGGACACACACAUCGAUUUUCCCUUCAGCAGCAGAUAAAACCGCUCCUCGUGUGGCAUUAUGUCGACAGCUAGAAGAAAAUUGGAAUCGAAUUCAAGUUGGUCGCCAGGGAUCGUACUCUAUUGAACGUCUCGUGAGUCUGGAUCAGUACUGCAACACAACAUCGUGGACUCGGGUGAUUUUGGUCUGCGUAUCCACUCCAAUACCUUCUCUCUUGGUUGCUGUUUUACUUGAAUGUUUCCCAUUACGGCCACCAUCCGAGGGGUGGGUAGCAAACUGGGUGUUCUGGCUUCGGAUGUCAUUGACAAGCGUUCUGCUCGCCUUCGGUGGGUACUCUCAACUGGCAGCAUUUGUUCCGGAUUUGCACUUUACGCUUUGCAAGCAAAUUAUCGCAAGUACAGGAUUGGCUGUUGGGCUGAUCGGAACAAGUAUUCUUGCAGCGAAGAUUAUCGGGUUUCCAGUGCCACUUUUGAUGCAAUUUGGUGCCAUUCCAACCGGAUUUUUCGCAGUACUAUUACUGCGACUUGUCGGUGGAUCUGACGCGUUUGCGAGUGGCUCUCCUAUCGUGGCUCAGAUGAAGAGAUUCCAACGGUAUUUUCUUGCGUUAAUUAGUCUCACCGGGUUCUAUCCUCUCUUCAAAGUGCUGUACGACAGCGUUCCUCUAGCAUAUCGAGGUGGAGUGAUUCUCGUUUUACCAGUCUGGAGAUUUGCAGCAAAGCACUUUAUCGUCUACGUUUCUCGUGACCUGGAAGACAUUAUACCAGAAUCUGUGGCGUUUCUGGUUGAUUUUUUCAGCUCGCUCUUCGUAUCAGUGUGUAUGUCAUCCUCAGGACCAUUCUACUUGUCUUUCCUGUUUAUUGCAGCAGAUCUAAGCCAAAUAUUAUUGGAGCUUCGUGAAUUGAGUGGCAAUGCGAAGGUGGUGUUGCAGCUCAUCGGGCCACAGCUACAGGAUCCUAUUCAUCCGCGAAGCUCCACACCAGAGCCGACAACAUUGCUGACGAGAAUCCUCGGAGCGACUAAGGAACCUAGAGCGUCUCGAGCGGAGUCGAUGGGACCUGUGCGUGUAUGGGCCUGUCUACCUCAUUCUCUUACAAGCAAACAGGUUGAACAGCUCGCUCAUCUGGAAGAAUCAGGUGUGUACUAUCAGCGGAACCCAUCUUCUAACAACCAUAUGAAACAAUCUCUGCUGCAGACUCAAAAUGGAUUUAAACAAAGGACUUCUAUCGUACCGACUUCAACCCUCAAACAUGAAAUAGCCUCCCCUACAACUCAAGAUCCAAUCAAUGCAAAGAACAAACAGUCAACACGUCCAAACGGCUCCGGUUCGGGGUUAAAGAAGUCUAAGCUGUUGGUCUUACAGGGUUUGCAGCUGCUCUUUCACUGUGAAUAUCUCCAAUUGGUUGAGUAUGUUGAAUGCAUCACCCCAAUAGUUUACGUGGUGUACAAAUCGAUUCUGGAGCAGUUGCCGAAUAUUGUCUACUAUCCUGGUGGUGCGGGUAAUUGGAGUUUAGCAACGGUGGUGAAUAUUCUGGUUUUAGCAAUGAUGGAAGUCGGCUCUCUCGUUUUGCUGCAUCAUUUUUUGCAGCGAAAGUUUGCAAUUUCUGCAAUGCACCAGCUUGCGUUCGUAUUAGAAACCCACGCCUAUCUGAUCCAGGUGAAGCUUCUCAUCGGGAUCCUUGUUCUCAUUCCGUUUGAACUAGAGCAUUUAGGCGCCGACUUUAGCCUUCGCUUCGAAUGGCUCGACAGUAAAUAA